This is a messenger RNA of Polistes dominula (European paper wasp), 585 nucleotides long. Its product is annotated as cyclin-dependent kinase 2-interacting protein-like. The record is from RefSeq and is a predicted model, not a curated record. Lineage: Eukaryota; Metazoa; Arthropoda; Insecta; Hymenoptera; Vespidae.
AUGGAUAUAAAUGAUAAAUGCGCAAUAAAGGGAACAGUACAACCUCUCACUCCUAUAUCAUCAUUUUCAAAAUCGUUAAGAGGAAAGAAUUUAACUGGAACUGUUCGUCAUUUGCGAGAUUUAGCAGCUAAUGUUCAUGGGAUUAUUCAACAAUGGAAUAAUAAUACUCUUGAAGGAGUGAACAUCUUAAAAGCUAUAAUACAAGAAAAAUCCAAUGGAAAUUAUACCAUUCAAUUACAAGAUUACUGUGAUAAUCUUGAGGAACUUUGCCAUACCUUGGAUAAUUCAGUAAAAAAUUUGGAACAAAUAGUACAUCAGAUAAAUGCUCUAAUAACAUUGGAUAAAACUACAACGAAAUUAUUUACAACUUGGCCAAUAUCUGAAUUUGGUCGUACAGUGGAAAUGAUACAUACUAAUUAUAGCAAUGAAAUGCGAAUGAAAUAUGAAGUUUUGGAAAAUAUUGCUCAUUGUCGUACAGAAUCACAAAAAAUGUUAUACCUCUCCACGUGGAUAUAUCAACCUUUGUUAUCAAAAAAUGUAACAAUAUUAUUAGAAGCAAUGCUCACAGAAACUGGACAUAGAUAA